UCAUUAAAUAAACCGCAUGGCAGAGACAAAAUCUCAUCGGUUUUUCCAUAAAAUCCAUAAUCCAACCCUGACGUCAUAUCGGACGCCGACGCUGCGCUAGCGUCGCGGCGCCUUUAAAAUAACAUUCUGUAACAUUUUAGUCAUAUCCGAAAUGUUCCGAUAUUCAUUCUUGCAGUAUUGAUAGUUUAAUUGUCGCUCGAAAGUAGCUAACUAUUGGAAGUACAUACAUCAAAGAGUUCCUGUGCAUCAAAUAAAUUCACUAUGCAAAAUUGAUACAAUUUCGGGAUCGCAUUGCUACUAAAACAACCAUUUUUUUUCAUUUGAAGCAGAAGAAAAAUAUAAAUUUUUCUUCAAAACCGAAGAUAUUUGUUGAACAUAUGUUUAACGUUCGAAUGGAAGGGUUUCGAUUUUCAUCCCAACUGUUCAUCUUGUUGAUUGCUGUUUGCAUUGGAGUUUCAAGUGGUUUCGAGUUCAAACAUCAUGAUAAUCAAGAGCUGUUUAAUGUUUUGAGGGAUGUCAACAUAAAAUGCAAGAACAUUACUAGAGUGUAUGCCCUAAAUGAAGGGUCAGUGCUGGGCAUUCCUCUCUAUGUGAUUGAGUUUUCUACAAAGCCUGGCCGUCACGAAGUCUUAAAACCGGAAUUUAAAUACAUCGCAAAUAUGCACGGGAAUGAAGUUUUGGGUAGGGAACUUCUUCUGAAAUUGGCUGAUUAUCUUUGCGAUGAGUAUCGAACUGGGAAUCCUCAUAUCAAGGAAUUGAUCGAAACCACUAGGAUUCAUUUGAUGCCCAGUAUGAAUCCAGAUGGUUGGCAACUGGCUACUGAUACAGGCGGUCAUGAUUAUUUAAUUGGCAGAACCAACAAUAAUUCCGUGGAUUUAAACCGAAACUUUCCAGAUUUGGAUCGAAUCGUUUUCGACAAUGAAUAUGAAAACAGUGACAAAAAUAAUCAUUUACUUGAACAACUUACUAAACUGAAUGAUCCGUUACAACCUGAGACUCGAGCAGUGAUUCGUCUAAUAAUGCAAAUUCCCUUUGUCUUGAGUGCAAAUCUGCAUGGGGGAGACUUAGUGGCUAAUUACCCUUAUGAUGAAAGCCGAUCAGGAAGUCAGUCUAAUGAAUAUGCUGCUACUCCCGAUGACGAAACAUUUAGGCAUCUUGCUUUGGCAUACUCUUCGAGACAUCCGGAUAUGGCCAGCCAGCACAGAAAAGGGUGUGUGGAUUCGCAGUUUGCAAAACAGGGCGGCAUUACUAAUGGGGCUCAAUGGUACAGUUUACAAGGAGGAAUGCAGGAUUUCAACUACUUAUCAAGCAACGAUUUCGAACUGACUCUGGAAUUAGGAUGCGAGAAAUAUCCACCACCAGAAGAUUUGCAGUUGGAGUGGGAAAGAAACAAAGAGGCUCUAAUAAAUUAUAUUUGGCAGAGUCAUAUUGGAAUCAAAGGAGUGGUGUAUGAUGCUAAAACUAAACAACCCAUAAGUAAUGCAAUAAUUCAUGUCGCCAAUGUAACUGGCGUUGAGUCGAUCGAUAUCAAGCAUGAUAUCACAUCAGUUUAUGGCGGGGACUACUACCGACUUCUAACUCCAGGCACUUACAAAGUGACUGUUUAUAAGGACGGGUAUGUUCCUCAUACCAAACUAGUGACCGUGACAAAUCCUUCAUUCACUCAGGCUUUAAGAGUCGAUUUUCCCUUAAAGGCAACGCACGGCCACCAUAAUAACAAUCACAAGCAUCCAUUUCAUUCAUCGAAAGUAAUAAUUUUAUUCAACCGAAAAUUGAGGACCAAUAUGCCGCGCGUAAUAGAGACUGGGCCACAUGGGUGGAGGAAAGAGAGCCAAUUUUAGAACCAAUCGCCAUUGCGUAAAUGAAUUGGAGUAAGCCGGAUACAUGUUGAUGAUAAGAAAAAAAUAAAAAACGUAUCAUAUCGUCUUAAUAGUUUAUUUUGAAAAAUGCAACCAUAAUCGCGUUGAGAAUAGAGGAAUAAGUAUAAAGUAUUACCUUUUGCUAGAUCUAGUCAAUACUAAAACAUGUUAAAUUACGAAGUUAGGGAUUUAUGUAGCAAAUGUGGCUAAAUUAAUAUGAGUACGGUUUUAAUUUGCUAAUUUUUCAAUAAAAAUUGAUUGAAAAAUGAUUGAAUAAAAUAAUUUUUUCUUAUAUGUAUUGUUAAAACUAUUUUUUUGAUGCAAUUCAUUAUUACUUUUCACCGCCACUUUGUGGAAUCCAUGUCUUUUACAUAUAAAUUUGUACUUUCCAAGAUGCCAAAUUCCAAAAUAAAAUGGCCAAUCCAUAAAUAAAAUUGUUGUGAUAGUACUUAUUACUGACUAGCAAAGUAAGGAUUAUUUUAGAUAGAAUAAUUCAGAUAAGACAAUGUAAUAUCAAAGACAAAAUAAAAUGUUACACAAUG
This is a messenger RNA of Dendroctonus ponderosae (mountain pine beetle), 2401 nucleotides long. RefSeq names its product carboxypeptidase E. The record is from RefSeq and is a predicted model, not a curated record. Gene Ontology annotation, biological process: proteolysis. Gene Ontology annotation, molecular function: metallocarboxypeptidase activity; zinc ion binding. Lineage: Eukaryota; Metazoa; Arthropoda; Insecta; Coleoptera; Curculionidae.